Molecule: messenger RNA, 2536 nt
Organism: Eutrema salsugineum
Lineage: Eukaryota; Viridiplantae; Streptophyta; Magnoliopsida; Brassicales; Brassicaceae
Product: transcription termination factor MTEF18, mitochondrial
Exons: 2
Coding region: 210-1976 (588 amino acids)
Biological process (GO): chloroplast organization; regulation of DNA-templated transcription
Cellular component (GO): chloroplast
Molecular function (GO): double-stranded DNA binding
Source: RefSeq, a predicted model, not a curated record
UUGAGCUACGAAACCUUUAGAAUUAGGUGAAGAUGGAGGAUUCCAUCGCGUAAAAUAUUCUGUAAUUUCUGGUAAAUUUCAAUUCUUUCGAUGGGGUUGCUAAGGAAAGAAACUAUCUUGAUGAAUCUUCAAUAGCUCUGGAUUUUGCCCUGGGUUUUAGGUUUGGUGUUUGAUCCCUCUCUCUUGCCUUUAGAUUUAUAGGGUUUGCAAUGAUGGUUCUCACAUUUCUUGAAAAAGUAGAAAAGAUUGCUCAUUUCAAUAUCUGCCUCGCGUUAUCCUCCAUUGCUCAUCAAAACCAAGUUUCAAGGUCCAAACUUUCUCAUGUUUACAAUACAGUCCGGUGUUUUCAAAGUAGUAGAUUUGUAUCUGGGGAUAAAAAAUCUUCUUUAAGGCAUUGGUCUCAGUCACCCACGCGGGUUUUUGGCAAUCGGGUUUCACGAUCUAUGAAGAAUGAAGCUCAAAAAGCUCUCUUGGAUUACUUGCAUAACACUAGAGCUCUUAGUUUUGUUGAUGCAGAGCAUAUAAGUAAUAACUCCCCUCGUUAUAUUAGGGCUUUAUUGUCCAAGAUUGAUACUCGUAAGGAGGAUAUAUCUCGGUCUUUGGCUAGGUUUCUAAGGUACAAUCCCAUCAACGAGUUCGAACCAUUUUUCGAGAGUUUGGGUCUGCGUCCAUCUGAGGUUUCGCGUUUUCUCCAACGGGACAUGGCGCUUUUGAGUGACGACGGUGUCAUGUUUGAGAAUUUCCGUGUCCUUAGCAACUAUGGUAUACCGCGUAGCAAGAUUGGCCGUGUGUAUAAAGAAGCAAGAGAGAUUUUUGGAUACGAGGAUGGUGUUUUGGCAUCAAAACUUGAAGCUCAUGAGAGCUUGGGUCUUAGCAAGCCUAUAGUCAUUAAGCUUGUUAUUUGUUGCCCGUCUCUUCUGGUUGGUGAAGUUGAUUGUGAGUUUGUUUCUGUGGUCAAUAAGUUGAAGGGAUUAAACAUAGGAUGUGAUUGGCUUGGUGGGUAUUUGUCGGAUGGAAAUACAUAUAACUGGCGCCGGAUUCUUGAGACAAUGGAGCUUCUUGAUAAGUUGGGGUUUAAAGAGGAGAAGUUGAGUAGUCUUUUGAAAACGUAUCCAGAUUUGGUGGGUGAAACUUCUGGGAAUAAAGCUUAUGUUAUGUUUGAUAAGUUGCAGAAAGUGGGACUUGAGAUGAGUGAAAUCGAUAGGUUAGUGAUUGACCACCCAGAUAUGUUAUUAGAGAUCUCUGUGAAAAGAAUUUUGGAGGCUUUGAAAUUCUUGAUACGUAUCAGAAUGGAGAGGCAGUUUAUCGUUAGGUUUUUACUGCAGCACAUGAAGCUUAUCUGUUCAUCACCUCUGGUAGGACCAAAAGCUGUUUAUAUGAGGUUGAAAAUCGGAAGAGACGAGUUACAUGGGAUCAUUAAGGAAGAUCCUUUGAAAUUGUUCACUUUAGCUUCUAAGACAACAACAGAUAGAAGAAUUGAACUUGAUUCACUGGAUUUGAGGAACGCAGAGAAGACAGCAUUCUUGUUGAAGCUAGGAUACGUAGAGAAUUCUGAUGAGAUGGUGACUGCUCUGAAGAAGUUCCAAGGGAGGGGAGAUGAGCUACAAGAGAGAUUUGAUUGCCUUGUGAAAGCUGGUCUGGACUACAAUGUGGUUACCGAGGUUGUUAAGCGGGCUCCUCAUAUACUCAGCCGGCCUAGCCAUAUCCUAGAAAAGAAGAUCAAUAUUCUAACAGAUUAUUUAGGUUAUCCAGUUGAAACUCUUAUUGAAUCCCCAACAUAUUUGUGUUAUAGUAUUGAGAGAAUACAUCAGAGAUUCUCAAUGUAUAUUUGGUUGAGGGAAAGAGAGGCAGUAAUACCGAGGCUGACACUAGGCACUAUAAUCGGUAUUUCUAAUACCAGGUUUUUGGCAUACUUUGUUAAUAGCCACCCUGAAGGUCCAGCUGCUUGGGAAAGUAUAAAGAAAGCAUCUACCUAAGGGCCGGUUAGUAACAUAGCAUUUUGAUUCAUUGCGGUGGAGAGAAAAGAAUAUAUGUUGAUCAUCGUGAAGCAUUUUCAACGUUGAGUUCUGUAACCCAUGUUCAUAAGACCCACUAAUGGAACAAGGAAGGACUUGGGGAAAGCGGAAAGAACAGAGAUUCUCCUUGAGUAUAGCUAAUGUUGAUUCACUACUGAACUCAGUGAGGUGAUUCUUCGACUGGUCUGGAAAGGUCAGCAAUUGUUGACUUCUCAGCCCGUCCUUCGUUUAUACCAUCUCUUCUAUGGCUACCAAAAGAAGGAAAGGCACACCGGACAUACUUCUGAGAUAUUAUGAUGCAACUUGAAAUGCUCUCUUUGUUGAAAGAGCAUUUAGCAUUGAUCAGGACCAAAGAGAACAGCUAACAACUAUUUAAUGGGGCAUACUUGUGACAGUUCUUGUCCAGAAUGCAAUAUUAUUACAGGUUGUUUGGAACAAUGGCUUUUGUCCUUUACUCUUGGCCACGACUAGUCCAUCUCUUGCAACUAUCUAAAGAUAUCUAUGACAAAAGACCAUGUGUU